Molecule: messenger RNA, 2844 nt
Organism: Olea europaea var. sylvestris
Lineage: Eukaryota; Viridiplantae; Streptophyta; Magnoliopsida; Lamiales; Oleaceae
Exons: 7
Coding region: 428-2518 (696 amino acids)
Biological process (GO): mRNA catabolic process
Molecular function (GO): demethylase activity; mRNA binding
Source: RefSeq, a predicted model, not a curated record
GAGAGUCAGGUCCAGUCUCUCUCUGUUAAGAGUCUCUCUCAGCCACCGUUUAGGACCAUCAUAUUUACAACAAGGAAAUUAUACGCGUGUUUCACAAGCCAUUUCUCUCAAUUUUUCAUUUAUUUUUUUGCAAAUCUCUCACAAGCACAAAACCAAUUCCGCUUUAUCACGUCAAUCUCAGAUCUAAAACGAUACAAAUUGCCGAAAACUCCAUUCAUUUCCCCAAAGAAAUCCACAUUAUUUACUCGUUUACAACAUUUUUUUUCUACUAUAACUUCCCCAGGAUUCAGACCCAUUUUCCAUAGAUCCGAUUAACAGCAGGCAAUGAGCUAAAAUCAUCAUAUAAAUAUUUUAUAAAAAUAUUCAUAAAUAUUAUUUUCUUGAAUUUACAUACAUUUCGAGGUUUGAUUGUUUUAUAUAUAUUUUUAUGGCAAUGCAAUCUGGGAAUGUGGCGGCGCCGGAGAAAAUGCCCGGACCGGGAGAGGCGGCGGCGGUGAGGGGGCAGUGGUACCAGUACCCACAGCAUCAGCAAUUGGAUGAGAGGGAUGGGUUUUUGAUGUGGUUGAGGGGGGAAUUUGCAGCUGCAAAUGCGAUAAUUGACUCGCUGUGCCACCACUUGCGGGUGGUUGGGGAGCCAGGGGAGUAUGAUGGGGUGAUUGGGAGCAUACAGCAGAGGAGGUGCAAUUGGAACCCUGUUCUGCAUAUGCAGCAGUACUUUCCAGUGGCUGAGGUGAUUUAUGCGCUGCAGCAGGUUGGAUGGAGGCAGCAGCAGCAGAGGGCUGUGGGUUUUGACGGGGGUGUAAAGAUGGGAAACUGGAAGGAGCAUAGGAGAGGAGGAGGUAGGGGCCAUAGAGGAGGUGGGGAGGGGCAGAACUCGAGUGUUGAGACGAAUACUAAGAAAUUUAAUGUUUAUGUCAAACCCAAUACAGAUACAAAUGAGGAUGUGAGGGACAAUAACAAUUUGGGUGGAGGGUCAGAGAGUGGGAAAGCAGAGGAGGAGAAUGGGAAAAAGGAGAAGAAAGAUAGCUCGGUAAAGACUUCAGGAAGCACACGAGGAUCUAUUGCUGAUUCAGAAUGUGAGACAGAGGGUGCUGAUGAAGGGUCUUGCAUUGUGAGGAAGGAAACUCAAUCCAUUCAAAUACUGAAGGAGAAACAGAAUCUUAACAUAACUCCAAAAACUUUUGUCAGUACUGAGUCAUAUGACGGGAAAUUGGUUAAUGUGGUUGAUGGGUUGAAACUGUAUGAAGAACUAUAUGAUGAUUUAGAAGUUUCAAAACUAGUUAAUCUGGUGAAUGACUUGAGAGCUGCGGGGAGAAGAGGAAAGUUGAAAGGUCAGACUUUUCUUAUCUCAAAGAAACCCAAUAGGGGACAUGGAAGAGAGAUGAUUCAAUUGGGUGCCUCCAUUGUAGAUGCACCUCCAGAUGAUGAAUCUGCUUCUGGGAUCUCCAAAGGCAUCAUUAUGAGCAGUCUUGCAAAUUAUCAAGCACUUUUUUAUAUUUUCUUUUGGAAAAAUUCACUUAGAUUUAUUGAAUAUUUUGCAGAUCAAAAAACAGAGCCCAUUCCUGCGUUGCUUGAAGAUGUUAUUGAACGGUUACUCACUAUGCAAGUUGUUAGUGUGAAACCGGACUCAUGCAUUAUUGAUAUCUUCAACGAGGGUGAUUUUUCACAGCCUCAUAUCUGGCCACAGUUCUUUAGUAGGCCUGUAUGUGUACUGUUCUUAACGGAAUGUGAUAUGACUUUUGGUAAGGUAAUUACAGCGGACCAUCCUGGGGAUUAUCGAGGUUCUCUCAAACUAUCUGUUUUACCAGGAUCCAUGCUUGUAAUGCAAGGAAGAUCUGCAGAUUUUGCUAGACAUGCGAUGCCUUGCAUUGGAAAGCAGCGUAUGCUUGUUACAAUGACAAAAUUGCUACCAAAGAAAACUGCACCUAAUGACAAUCAACGUUUUACUUCAUCUGUAGCAGCACCUCCUUCCCAUUGGGUCCCACCUCUUAGUUGGUCUCCACCUCAUAUUCGUCAUCCAGUGGCCCCUAAACACUAUGGCUCAGUUCCAACUACUGGUGUAUUGCCGGCUUCAACUGCUCGUCCACAGGUUCCAUCGCCUAAUGGCAUUCAGCCGAUAUUUGUUCCUGCCCCGGUUGCACCUGCCAUGCCAUUUCCUGCACCAGUUGCUGCCCCACCUGCCUCUACUGGAUGGCCUGUACCACCUUCAAGGCAUCCUCCACCUCGCCUACCACUCCCUGGCACUGGUGUUUUCCUUCCUCCACCAGGCUCGGGUAAUUCAGUAAAUCAGCCUAUAUCAAUUCCUGCAACUGAAAAUAUUACUGCUGAUACACCAUCUCUGUUAGAAAAGGACAGUGAUUCUCAGAAAUUAAAUGGUAACAAAGGCACUUCCCCAGAAGUAGAUUGGAAGGAGCAAAGUGAAGAGUGCAAUGGCAACAUAGAUGGAACAAGUCAGUUGAGAGUAACAACAGAAGAACAUCAAAACGUUGAUUGUGCCAAACCUGCAGCAACAGCUUAGAUACAAAGAGGGAUAGAAGCGGUUUAAUGCUGUAUGCUUUUAGGAAGAACACUCGGAUGCAAAAACUGAAAUGAGUUUAAAGAAAAUGUAAAGAGCGGCGAAUGUUGAGGCUUACACUUUUCACACUAUUAGCCGGGCCUAGAGAGAGGAUCUGUUCUGUUCGAGAUCCCUUUGUUCCCUGCUACUUUUUGUUGUCGUAUUAUAUAACUUUAAUUUUAAAUGGAACUCAUUCUCAGUGGUAGUCUCAAACAAUUUUAGCUAUCAAGUAGAGUAUUGAGGACGAUAUUUUUUUUCAAAUGCAUGGUUCUAUAUUUAUUUUGCGUUGA